GUACAGUACUUGUAGAGUAACGCUUUGAACGUUUAGUUUUACAAACAUAAAAACUAAAAGGUAUCUAUCUAUCUUUACACAUCCUAAUACCGUAAUGACAAUACGAUACUGUAAUUAAAUUUUAUACCUCUGCUGAUCUACUGUUACCAAUUACGUUAAAAAUGUAUGUGUAUGGAUAUAAAAAUCAUUCUGUGCAUGGAUGGAACGGUGUGGACGUCAUGGUCAGCGGGCAGCUUCAGUAUGGUGUGGUGAUAAACGCAGUGGAGAACGGUUUGAUAAUUGAUUUUGGCUGCGCCGGACACCGGUCCGAGCUAGUGCAAUAUGGAAAAAUCUUCGACUGUUCCGAAGCAUUUCUAUCCGAAGAAAACUGGAAUAAAGAGCUGGGUGGUGAUUUGGCUGACGUGCAAGUUCUCCUGCGAGCUCGUCCGAAUCGUCCGUGGACAUGGUACCCAGCAAAGCUUUUGCCUGUUAGUGGUGACUUGGAUUUUGACGUUGCAGUGUACGGGUUUGUGGAGAUCGAUCUGGAUGGCCUUACCACCAAAGAAAUCGUUCUCGAUUCACAGAUUCGUGUGCCGCCCACCGCGAAGGAUAUGGAAAAGAGACUUAUUAAACAGAAUGAGUACGUGACGAGAUCUUGCUCGUUGCCCAGUAGUUACUGGACGUCGAUAUCGUCCUUGUUGUGUGACGAGUUCCAGCGAGAAGUAGAACGGCGACUUAAGGUGUGUGUGAUCAGUGUUCUCAGCGAAACGCUCAUCUAUCUUCAGCGCUCGGAACAGGCUGCUAUAAAACCUGCACAACUGGAGGAAAUAUUUAAGAAAAGCAAGCAACGCGCAGAAAACAACGCUGAAGUGAGAGAACGUUUUGGAAAACGGCUCCGACUGGCCAGAACGUCUGCAAAAAAAGUUACCAAACGAUUUAGCGUUAAACCGGAAGUGAAACUUCCAUUGGGUAUUUUGAAUGAGGUUUUCAAAUGCCUUCGCACCAUAGAUCGGAUCCGGUGUCGUCGCGUAUGCGCCUUGUGGAAUUCGUUAUUGACUUCAGGUGAUAACCUCAAGGAUGUGCGAGUAUCCUGGGAAGAAGAAAAUUUCUCGCCUUUUCCGGAUUACAAUUGGUCUUCUCUGUAUGCGAUCGCCGGUUGUUUCUUAAAAUCCUUGAGCAAAACCACGGAAAGAAUAGUUAUAAGUGAUAUGGACGCAGUUACCCGGGACAUAUUUCCGCUGGUUGCAAGGUUGCUGCGAGACUCGCGCAUUAAGACGUUGACUUACUUUAAAUCGAAAAUAUUUCUGGAAGAGCCGGUGAGACAUUAUCUUUCUGGUCUGGCGGCGGAUUAUUCCAAUGUUGCGAAGUUUUGCAGCGUGGUGAUAUGGAGGCAUUGUUGGAUCUCUGAUGGGAAGGUUGCUGCAUCCGUUGGCAAGGCAGUAAUCAGGCUUGAUUCACCCCAUUUAGAAGCCGAUUUGUGGGGUAUUUUUGAGCGUAAUCUGGAGUUAACAUCGGAGCUGGAUGUGAAGCGAAUUUCGCAAUGGAUCGCCGAAUCGGUCUCUGCAAAAAACGAUUACGUGCUUGACGAAGUCGCAAUGGUCCUUAAUGACUAUCAAAGUUGUGAUCCGCGUGCAGUUACCCAGUUUGGCGGUCACGACUGGACGGCGGAAAAUUUGAACGAUUUGGAUGUAACGAAAUUUAGUAAGUUGACUUUGUGCGCCCUGAAUUCAUGCAUGCCAUCGGUAUCGUCGAGCGCAUGGUGAGAGGUGCUGACCAGGACGGCACGGAUGAGAAGACUAAGGAAGGAUAUGGAAACUGCACACUUCACAAAUGCUUAUUUUACGGCUUUCCAAACGCAAAAUAUUUUACCUAGUACAGUACAGUUCCAUGUCAGAUCACUCGCUGGUGAUGAGACUUGGUUUGACUGCCAAAGUUCAGUAAGGAGACGAUGUGUUGAAAAGCGUCAGCUGUUGUUGUAAACUUUUGUUGCAUUUUUGAUUCGUAUUAAUCUGGGCUAUGCAGCUGCUUUCAUUUUAUGCGCUUUCAUUUUUGCUGUGUUCUUUCUUGACUGUGAGAUCCGAUAAUCCUAUCACUCCUCUGCACUUAUAGUUAGGGAAGACUACGGUGAAUCUCUGAGUGAAAUAACAAUAAAUUUGUAAUGUAUAACCGGAUAGCAUCCGCAGAUUCUGCUGGGCA
Messenger RNA from Paramacrobiotus metropolitanus, 2175 nucleotides. RefSeq lists its product as uncharacterized. The record is from RefSeq and is a predicted model, not a curated record. Bases 162 to 1742 code for a protein of 526 amino acids. The transcript is spliced from 3 exons. NCBI's taxonomy places the organism in Eukaryota, Metazoa, Tardigrada, Eutardigrada, Parachela, Macrobiotidae. Gene Ontology annotation, molecular function: protein binding.